This is a messenger RNA of Sodiomyces alkalinus F11, 744 nucleotides long. Its product is annotated as GTP-binding protein ypt1. NCBI's taxonomy places the organism in Eukaryota, Fungi, Ascomycota, Sordariomycetes, Glomerellales, Plectosphaerellaceae. Gene Ontology annotation, molecular function: GTPase activity; GTP binding. Bases 84 to 692 code for a protein of 202 amino acids. The record is from RefSeq and is a predicted model, not a curated record. The transcript has 5 exons.
ACUUGCGCAUCUCAAUCCAGUCUCCCCCGUAAUCCUCGAACAACCAUAUUUCGCCAGCCGCGAUUCCGGUUUAACCUUUCAUCAUGAACCCCGAAUACGACUAUCUCUUCAAGCUUCUCCUCAUCGGUGACUCCGGUGUUGGAAAGUCUUGCCUGCUGCUGCGGUUUGCCGACGACACAUAUACCGAGAGUUACAUCUCCACCAUCGGCGUUGACUUCAAAAUCCGUACUAUUGAGCUCGAUGGAAAGACCGUGAAAUUGCAGAUCUGGGAUACUGCCGGCCAAGAACGCUUCCGGACCAUCACCUCGUCUUACUACCGUGGCGCCCACGGUAUCUGCGUCGUCUACGAUGUGACCGACAUGGACUCUUUCAACAACGUCAAGCAAUGGCUACAGGAGAUCGACCGCUAUGCCACCGAGGGGGUUAACAAGCUUCUCGUUGGUAACAAGAGUGACAUGUCGGACAAGAAGGUCGUCGAGUACACCGUCGCCAAGGAAUUUGCCGACAGCCUGGGCAUCCCAUUCCUCGAGACUUCGGCCAAGAACGCGAGCAACGUCGAACAGGCCUUCCUGACCAUGGCCCGCCAGAUCAAGGAGCGGAUGGGUACCACCACCGCCAACAACGAGAAGCGAAGCGUGCAAGUCGGCCCUGGACAGAACGUCUCAGCGUCCCAGGGUGGCGGCUGCUGCUAAGUUGAACGCCCCCCUGACAAGCUUGAAGCGCUUUCGUCCUUGCGCAUAUCCU